AUGGCCCCGCCCGCGUGGCUAGACGGCCACUGGGGCGCCGUGCCGGAUCCCGAGGCUGACGCCGCGUGUCGCUGCGGCGUCCUCGAGGUGUCUCGCUCCGCCGGUGAGAGCGCCGCGACUCGACUGUAUCACCAGUACCCCCUGCGUCUCAUCGUACCCAGGCGGGUCAAGACGGCCUUCCCGGACGCGGACUGCGUCUGGUGCUACUCCGUCACCUUCGGGGGCGGGCUCGUCGCGGGGGAUCGGUCGGGAAUGAGCGUCGACGUCGCGGACGGGUGCGCCGCCGUGCUGGCGACGCAGGGGACGACCAAAAUCUACAAACACGCGAGGGGGGGCGGGCCGGCGGGAAAACCACCCGCGUCAACUGAAACGAUCACCGACGAGGCGUCCAGGUACUCCGCAUCACACGCGAAGACCUCGCGCGAUACCGUCCAGGCGCUCGCGGCGAGGGUCGGGAACGGUGCCCUGUUGGCCGUUCUGCCCGACCCGGCGCAGGCGUUUCGCGAUUCUCGGUUCAGAAACCGCCAGCGCUUCGCUUUGGCUCAAACCGGGUCCCUCGCGCUGGUGGACUGGGUCACGGCGGGCAGG
This is a messenger RNA of Micromonas commoda, 588 nucleotides long. RefSeq lists its product with no specific name. The record is from RefSeq and is a predicted model, not a curated record. NCBI's taxonomy places the organism in Eukaryota, Viridiplantae, Chlorophyta, Mamiellophyceae, Mamiellales, Mamiellaceae. The transcript has a single exon. The annotation marks the transcript as partial. Gene Ontology annotation, molecular function: nickel cation binding.